AAAUUGUUUAUUUCUCCUUGUUGGGCCUUUCUGACAGGUAACAGCGAGCAACCUGAGCAGCGGCAUCCAACACCGGAGCACGGGACAGCUGUGGCGUGACGUCGCUAGGGGCGGGGCUGUCAUGGCGGCGGAGACGGCUGCUGAGGAACCGAUGCGGUCCGGUUGAGCCCCGAGCGAUUGCCGGUCAUGGAGAGUCCGGUGGCGGCAAGUGCGGGGAACGGGGCGGCGAAGGCCUCCGAGCCCCCGGUGCAGACAGCUGUCUCGGAAGAUGACAGCGCCCAGCUCCGGGUAGCAUCCUCUCCACACUCUGAGGAGGCCGGGAGAGAGAAGAGCUCCGCCGAGGAGGCGAGCAGCAGCGGCCGCAGUAUUCCCGGCGCCUCGCACAGCCUGGACUCCCUGGACUCCUUCUCCAACCUCCUCUCCUGUCCCAGCUCCCCGGAGGACACGCUGCUUCCCGAGGGACCGGAGGAGGGACUGGCGGCCAGGGACCGCUACCCGGGACAGUCCGUCUAUCACAUCAAAUGGAUCCGCUGGAAGGAGCAGAGCACCCCCAUCGUCACCCAGAACGAGAACGGGCCCUGCCCGCUGCUGGCCAUCAUGAACGUCCUACUGCUGGCCUGGAAGGUGAAAUUACCCCCCAUGAUAGAAAUGAUCACUGUAGAACAACUUAUGGAGUAUCUGGGAGAUUAUAUUUUAGAGGCAAAACCUAAAGAGAUUUCUGAAAUUCAGCGUCUGAACUAUGAGCAGAAUAUGAGUGAUGCCAUGGCUAUUCUACAUAAAUUACAGACUGGUCUUGAUGUCAAUGUGAAGUUCACUGGAGUGAGGGUUUUUGAAUACACUCCUGAAUGCAUUGUGUUUGAUCUUCUUGAUAUACCACUUUACCAUGGCUGGCUAGUGGAUCCAGAGAUUUCUGAAGUUGUAAAGGCAGUCAGUAACUGCAGCUACAACCAGUUGGUAGAGAAGAUUAUUUCAUGCAAGCAGUCAGACAACAGUGAGCUGGUUAGUGAAGGCUAUGUAGCUGAACAGUUUUUAAAUGGCACAGCCACACAGCUGACUUUCCACGGGCUAAGUGAGCUGACGUCAACCCUUCAGGAGGGAGAGCUAUGUGUAUUCUUCAGGAACAAUCAUUUUAGCACUAUGACCAAAUAUAAGGGACUGCUGUACUUGCUUGUCACGGACCAAGGAUUUCUUACAGAAGAGAACAUUGUCUGGGAAAGUCUACACAAUGUGGAUGGAGAUGGAAACUUUUGUGAUUCAGAUUUCCACUUAAGACCUCCAACUGAUCCAGAGACGGUUUACCAAGGGCAGCAAGAUCAAAUUGAUCAGGAUUAUCUGAUGGCACUAUCACUACAACAGGAGCAGCAGAACCAAGAUAUAGACUGGGAGCAAAUACCAGAAGGCAUCAGUGACCUGGAGCUGGCCAAAAAACUUCAGGAGGAAGAGGAUAGGAGAGCCUCACAGUAUUAUCAGGAACAGGAGCAGGCAGCGGUUUCUGCUCCCCCACAGCCGGGACAGCAGUCUCAAGCAAGCGCCAGUCCGUCCAGUGGGCGAUCACCAGGAAGCGGUGAAAAAAAGAAAAAAGAGUCCAAAGAGAAGGAAAAAGAAAAGAACACGUGUACACUAUUGUAAUGGAGCUUAUUGGCUAUUUAGCAAUAUGUCAUGAAAGUGGGUCCAGGAAAAAGGAAACAACGGUUAUAAGCCAUCUGUGCCUGAACACCCCCUGCCGUGCUUCAAGUUUGUUAGGGGGGAUUUGUUACAGACUUGGUACACUCAUUACUUUUUUUUUCAUUUGGAGUAGUGUGGUGAAACCAUGUGUCCGUGUUACAAGGUGUGGAGCAAAAGCACCAAGUGCAUCAUUUACGUUAGGUUUUUUGUAUCUGUUUGGCUUUCUUGAUAUUAAGCCAUAAUAAAUUAUCCCAACAUUUUCUACCCAUGGGAAAGAAGAAUGUUUACCAUUCUGGACAUAGGAAAAUGUUCUGAAUAAUAAACGGCAGAUUGUUGAAGGAAAUUGAGAGUAAAAAGCAUGCCCCAUCAUGCUUUGUGUCUUCAAGUGCUGGCCUUACUUCCUCUUAUCCUGGGACUUGCACUUUUUUUUCCCCCACAAGUUUCAAUGAUGCCCGUCUUAUGUAUUUGCCCCUGUAAAUAUAGAUCCAGUUAGACUUUUACUCAGUGUAAUUAAGGGAAUAUUUACUAUUUCACUGUGUCAUAACCUGGGCAUUGUACCCAAAAUAUCAGGUUUGAAUAUUUUGUGACAGAGUACUCUCUUUUUUAAUAUUUAGGACCAGUCUUUUUGUAUACAAUGUUCUGUAUGUGAUAAAUUGGUAGUAUAAGGAGCUGACGAUGUGUCUAGUAAAUAAGGUUAACUAAGGUGAACACCGUUUAAUCCAACAAAUGAGACUGUUAAAUACUGCAAUAAGCACCACUUGGUGUUUGCAGCUCUGAUCGACACAUUUUAACGAUGAAGACUAAACAAAGCUGUUUUACUUGUGUUUGACUUGUUAUACUGGUUCUGUAAGGCUGCAAGAGUGUUUGAAUGAAGAAUGUUGGUAUGUAUUUAUAUUGGCUGUAAAGUUAAUGUGGUCUUAUUCUAUAUGUUUUAUGACUGUAGACAAUCAAUGUCUGCUCCAGUUAUCCACUUGGUUUUUGUGUUUUCAUACACUACUACUAUAGACUAGUUACAGGUAGCUGUCUAGAUGAGUUGUGGAAAUAUGGCUGAAGGUCAAGUCCACCUAUACCUAAUUUUGUAAUUGCUGGUUUUAGUCACUGGCUUCAGGUAUCUUUUGGAUAAUCUCAACAUACCUGUUAUUAACGAUCACUUCAAGCCCUGACGCAAGAGCAUUGCACUCCUAUGUAUGUGUACUCCAUAAUUCAAAUAGGAUAUUAAUCACAAAUGUCUCUCAGGCAGAGUCCCAGAAAUAUAGACAAAGCCAAAAUAUCAGCUUUUAAAUGGACUUACCUUAUAAGAAGAUGCUGUACUAGACUGUACCAAAGUAGGUCAUUGCUUGUGAUUGGUGUAUUUACAUAUAACUUGUAAGAAUUACAUGCAUUUUUUUUUCACCCCAAGAAGAAAUCUUGAACACAAGAUAUCCCCCAAUAAAUGGCUAUUUAUGUAGCAGAUUAGAAAAUCAUGCCUUAUUCUGCUUUCUACAAAACUAACCACUAGUCACUUGUUGGGCAAGCAAAUGGGCAAUAAAAAAUUCAGACUAGAA
Molecule: messenger RNA, 3209 nt
Organism: Rana temporaria (common frog)
Lineage: Eukaryota; Metazoa; Chordata; Amphibia; Anura; Ranidae
Gene: MINDY2
Product: MINDY lysine 48 deubiquitinase 2
Exons: 9
Coding region: 187-1629 (480 amino acids)
Biological process (GO): protein K48-linked deubiquitination
Cellular component (GO): cell periphery; cytosol
Molecular function (GO): cysteine-type carboxypeptidase activity; K48-linked deubiquitinase activity; cysteine-type deubiquitinase activity
Source: RefSeq, a predicted model, not a curated record